CGAGUGAGGACUUUUUAUGCCAUAGAAGUAGUGUUUGAGCGAACGUUGAAUAUUAGAGUUUCUGAGAAGGCAGAAGCUGGAGUGGGAGAUUUGUGUCGAGAACGCAUGCAGAUCUGAGAAUACAAGGCACGCUUUUCCAAAUAAGAAGUUCCAUCUGAUGCUGUCUUUUUGCUAUCACAGUAUUCCUAUUUGCUAUUCAGUUACAUCACAGAAGCAUCUCUGUUACAAAGUGCUAUUGCUAUCUCUGUCAACACCGUUAGAGAGUCUAGGUCCUGCUCCUAAGGUGCAAGAAAGAAAAUGUUGCGGCACUCGUUUCGUCGUUUGUUUGCCGCUGGGGCCGAGGCAACGCAUGAGCACACAAACAGGCUGCUUCUUACAAUGGGAUCGCCAUACGAGAGCAUUUUCCUGAAAAAGCCGAUUGAAAGUCUGACGGUACCCGGUCGAGAGGGAUCCUUCACAGUCACAAAUAACCACUCGCAGCUAGUCUCUCAACUGCAACCCGGACCCAUUACAGUAAAGGCCGGGGACGGCGGAGAAAGCAGCACAUACUUCAUCUUAUGUGAUGGCAAUGAUGGCACAGUGAAUGUGAAUGAUGUUCAAUAGUUGAAGUUGUAGAGAUCCCGUAAGCAGCGACUAGUGCUUGGGACGUUUUGCCACUCGUAUAUUUCUUGUGUAGAAAAACUGCAACUAUCAUUAUGAAUCAAGUACGUAUAGUAUACAAGUGUACUUCCACUACUAUUAGGUAGUGUAGAUGUAGUAGAAAACAUCACACCUUCUUUUUCUCUUGCUCUUCAUAUGCCAGCGACGGUUUCCUGUUCUUCAACCAGCCGUCAGACGGGAGUGGAUGCUGCACAGUAGAGGUAAGCGGAUUUGAGAUCGUGCCCACAGACAUGCUGGAUAAGGAGAAAGCGGCAGCGCUGCUUGUGGAGCUAAAUGCCGGUCCGAAGGACACUGAAUGGGACAAGGCCAAAAUUCAGCUCGGUUCCGGACUACUGAACCAGGUAAUCAAGUCAGCGACGGGGGCGUGAUUUCUAUAGAUACUAUUCCUAUCGGUAUCGUUCAAGAAGUAAUCAGUCUUAUUCCUAUUAUUCUCGUCCAGACUGUUCUGCUAUCGUCCUUGCAGGAUAUUACUAUCGUUUAAGUAGUCAGUCUUAGUGCUACUAUUCUCGUCCACACCUUAGUUCGACAACGACAUUCACCUUGGGCUGAACAUUUGCAGGUCCGCAAAUCAUGUUGACUUCACUCACACUCACACCGAACCAGGUGAGCCCCCAAAGUGAACUAUCUUUGAUCUUCCAGAACGCUCUUUUUCUUGAUAAGAUGAAUCUGCUCCAAUGAUAUCUAUUUCACCUCCAACAUCCCUCAGCCUCCUGCACGUGACUGUUGAGGACGUUGACCUAGAGCUGCACUUCUAGUCUUUUUCUAAGAUCAACGUCUUGAACUCAUUCUGAGAUUAGAAACAGGAUGAGUUGCAGAGCCAAAUGAUUGUAG
Amoebophrya sp. A25 is the source of this 1491-nucleotide messenger RNA. The record is from the annotation of a GenBank genome assembly. Lineage: Eukaryota; Dinophyceae; Syndiniales; Amoebophryaceae.